AUGGAUAGUCAAGUUUCAAUUGAAGGAUAUUUUGCUGAUUUAAUUGAUGACAUUUGGCGGUCAGAUACUCUUCCAGACGAUGACAUUGCAGUACCCGCUUGGGAACUAGCAGAUCCUGAAGCAGACACUGGCGACAUUCAUCUAACCUUAAAAGAACAAGAACAGAAAUGGAGUGAUAUUAUGUUGUCAUCACUUAGUGAACAUCAAUAAAUAUUGUAAAGUGUCAGUUUAAACAACAGAACAGUAUUUUGGUCAAAUUUCAAUUACUAAUGGAAUUCCCAAAUAUAGGCAAACAAUGUGCGCAUUCUCAAUGUAAACAAUUGGACUACCUUCCACUUGUUUGUAAAUGUGGUGAAAUUUUCUGCUCAGAGCAUUAUAAUGGACAUAUUCAACAUUGCGAAGUUGCCAACCCCAUUAUAGAAGCCAAAUCAAAUAAUCAAGUUGAAAGUGUAUUCAUUUGCUCUCAUCUUGAUUGCAAAAAAAGAGAUAUUGUUCCCCUAAUAUGUGGAAGAUGCCAAAAACAUUAUUGCGUUGAACAUAGACAUUUGGCAGUGUGUAAUGAUAAAGAUGAAGAAACAUUAAGAACUGAAAAAGAAAAA
Molecule: messenger RNA, 599 nt
Organism: Diorhabda carinulata
Lineage: Eukaryota; Metazoa; Arthropoda; Insecta; Coleoptera; Chrysomelidae
Product: anaphase-promoting complex subunit 13
Exons: 1
Coding region: 1-210 (69 amino acids)
Biological process (GO): protein K11-linked ubiquitination
Cellular component (GO): anaphase-promoting complex
Source: RefSeq, a predicted model, not a curated record